Molecule: messenger RNA, 5686 nt
Organism: Chrysoperla carnea
Lineage: Eukaryota; Metazoa; Arthropoda; Insecta; Neuroptera; Chrysopidae
Product: zinc finger protein 91-like
Exons: 8
Coding region: 59-5686 (1875 amino acids)
Source: RefSeq, a predicted model, not a curated record
UGUUAAAAAGGAAGAAAAUGGUUUAGUGACACAAGCUUUAAUUAAAGAAGAAAUAGACAUGGAAAAUGUUAUAAUUAAAGAAGAAAAUGUUAGUAUGGAAUAUCAACCAAUUUAUAAUGAAAAUGAAAAAUUGGAACCCUUUAAAUUGGAAUUGGAUGAAAAAUUAAAUGAAAAUAUUUUAAAACAACAAGAAAAACUGUUUCCAUGUGAUUUUUGUGAUGCACGAUUUAAUCGACACGAUAGUUUACGAAGACAUAGAAGAAUUCAUACCGGGGAAAAACCAUAUUCAUGUGAAACUUGUGGUCAAAAAUUUAAUCAACAAAGUAGUUUAUUUGAACAUAAACGGAUUCAUACUGGUGAAAAACCAUUUUCAUGUGAAAUUUGUGAAAGAAGAUUUACUCAUCAAAGCACAUUAAUAAGACAUAAAUUAACUCAUACUGGGGAAAAAUCAUUUUCAUGUGAGUUUUGCGAUAGAAAAUUCGGCCAACAAAGCACGCUAAUUAGACAUAAAGUCACUCAUACGGGUGAAAAAUCAUUUUCAUGUGAAGUUUGCGAUUUAAAAUUUAGUCAGCCAAGUAUUUUAAAUACACAUAAAAGGAUCCAUACUGGUGAAAAACCAUUUUCUUGUGAAGUUUGUGAUAAAAAAUUUACUCGCCAAAGUACUUUAAAACGACAUAAACAAAUUCACACGGGAGAGAAAUCUUGUUCGAGUGUUGUUUGUGGAAAACUAUUUUCUUGUGAUAAUUGUGAUAAAGAAUUUUCUCAGUUUCAAGCCUUAGUUCAACAUAAAAGGAUUCAUAUCGAAGAAAAACUUGAAAAUUUUACGAAAAGUGGACUAAUUGAAGAAGGAAAUGUACAACAAGAAGUAAAUUUGGAGCAAGUAUUAAUUAAAGAGGAAAUAUUCGAAGAAAAUGACCCAAUGGAACUAUUGAAAGAUCCAACCGAACAAUUAGAAGUUAGAACUCCUUCAAAAUGCCCAAAAAUUAAAAAAUAUUCGUGCAAUUUUUGUAAUAAAGCAUUUAGUCGACGAAGUAAUUCAAGAAGACAUGAAAGCAUUCACGCGAGAGAAAAACGAAAUCAUUUUGAAGAUAAAUUUACAAGAAAUGAAAUUACUGACGCAGAAAAAGUAAAUUUCGAGCAAGAAUUAAUAAAAUUAGAAGAAAAGGAUACAACUGAGAAUGAAAACAAUAAAUUAAAAGUGAAAAUUGUAUCAAAAUCUCGAAAAAAUAUACCAUAUUUCUGCGAUUUAUGUAAUAAAACAUUCAGUCGACGAAGUAAUUUAAUUGUACAUCAACGUACUCAUACCGGAGAAAAACCAUUUUCAUGUGAAAUUUGUGGUAAAUCGUUUUCUCAGUCUCAACGUUUAAUACAACAUAAACGGAUCCAUACCGGUGAAAAACCAUUUUCUUGUGAAAUUUGUGCGAAAAAAUUUCGUCAUCAAAACAAUUUAACUGUUCAUCAACGAAUUCACACGGGAGAAAAACAAUUUUCAUGUGAUGUCUGUGGUAAACAAUUUUUCCAAGAAAAUAAUUUAAAUGAGCAUAAACGAAUUCAUACUGGUGAAAAACCAUUUUCAUGUGAUGUGUGUGAUAAAACAUUUAAUCGACAAAGUAAUUUAAUUGUUCACAAGCGAACUCAUACUGGGGAAAAACCAUUUUCAUGUGAGGUUUGUGACAAAAAAUUUAGUCAACUUGGUAGUUUAAUUAAACAUAGAAAAAUUCACGUCAAGAACGAUCUUAUCAAUGAAGUAUUUGAAGAAGAAAAUGAUUUAGUUAAAGGUGAAUCAAUUGACAUCGAUGAAAAACCUUUUCAACUUCAUUUAGAUAAUGAAAAACUUGAAAAUUAUAAUAAAAUUGAAGACAAAUUUACGGAAAAUGGAAUUAUUGCAGAAGAAAAUGUUCGAAUUAAAGAAGAAAUCAAUUUUUCAUUUAAAGAUAAAAUUGAUCCUUUAUUGAUCAAUGAAGAAAAUAACAUUAAACGUGAACAAGACGUAAAUAAACAAAUAUUGAACGAAAAUAUUAAAAAGGAGGAAAAUGGUUUACUGACCCAAGUUUUAAUUAAAGAAGAAAUAGAUCUGGAAUGUGUGCUUAUUAAAGAAGAAAAUGUUAUCAUGGAAAAUCAACCAAUUUAUAAUGAAAAUGAAAAAUUGAAACUUAAUAAAUUGGGGGUGAGUGAAAAAUUAAAUGAAAAUAAUACAAAACUGUUUUCAUGUGAUUUUUGUGAUGCAAGAUUUCGUCUACAAAUAAAUUUAACACGACAUACAAGAAUUCAUGGUAAUCGAAUUCAUACUAGAGAAAAACCAUUUUCAUGUGAAGUGUGUGAUAGCAAAUUUAAUUACCAAAAAACUUUAAUCGAACAUAAACGAAUCCAUACCGGUGAAAAACCAUUUUCAUGUGAUGUUUGUGAUAGUAAAUUUACUCAUCGAAGCACUUUAAUAAGACAUAAAGUAACGCAUACGGAAGAAAAACCAUUUUCAUGUGAAAUUUGUGAUAGAAAAUUUAGACAACAAAGUUCGUUAGGUAGACAUAAAACUCAGCAAAGUGUUUUAAAUACACAUAAAAGGAUUCAUACAGGUGAAAAAUUUUCUUGUGAAAUUUGUGAUAAAAAAUUUACCCGCCAAAAUACUUUAAAACAACAUAAACGAAUUCACACGGGGGAAACCCCUUAUUUAAGUGAUAUGUGUGAAAAAACAUUUUCAUGUGAGGUUUGUGAUAAAUCGUUUACUCAGUCACAAGGCUUAAUUCAGCAUAAAAGGAUUCAUACUGGUGAGAAACCAUUUUCUUGUAAUAUUUGUGAACGAAAAUUUUGUUGGAAAAGUAGUUUAUUUGUACAUAAACGAUCUCAUAUUAAUGAAAAAUCAUUUCAAAUUAAAAAAUUUUCGUGCGAUUUUUGUAAUAAGGCAUUCAGUCGACGAAGUAAUUUAAGAAGACAUGAAAGAAAUCACGCGAGAGAAAGAAAGGAAAUUCUUGAAGAAGAAAAUGUACAAAUUAAAGAAGAAGUCAAUUUGGAGGAAUUUUUCAUUAAAGAGGAAAUAUUCGAGGAAAAUGAUCCAAUGGAAGAUGAAACCCAGAAAUUAGAAGAUAAAACUCAUUCAAAAUCUGGAAAAAACAAACCAAAAUGUCCAUUUUGUAAUAAAAUCUUCAGCCAACGAAGUAAUUUAAUUGUACAUCAACGCACUCAUACCGGAGAAAAACCAUUUUCAUGUGUAGUUUGUGGUAAAACGUUUUCUCAGUCGCAUGGUUUAAUUGAACAUAAACGAAUUCAUACUGGUGAAAAACCAUUUUCCUGUGAAUUGUGUGAUAAAUCAUUUAAUCGACGAAGUAUUUUAAUUGCCCACAAACGAACUCAUACUGAAGAACAACCAUUUUCAUGUGAAAUUUGUGGGAAAAAAUUUAGGCAACUAAGUGGUUUAUUUAAACAUAAAAGGAGGAUUCACAUCAAGGGUGAUUUUGCUAAUGAAAAUGUUGCAGAAGAAAAUGUUCGAAUUAAAGAGGAAAUAAAUUUUGAUCAAAUGGCAAAUAAUUCAUUUAAAGAUGAAAUUGAUCCUUUAUUGAGAAACGAAGAAAACAACAUUAAACGUAAACAAGACGUAAAUAAACAAAUACUGAACGAAAAUGUUAAAAUGGAAGAAAGUGGUUUAGUGACACAAGUUUUAAUUAAAGAAGAAAUAGACCUGGAAAAUGGUAUAAAUCAAGAAAAUGGGAAUUUGAAGCAAGUAUUGAUCAAGGAGGAAAAAUUAGAAGAAAGUGACUCAAUGGAACAUGAACAUGGUCAAAAAAAUAAAAAAUUUUCAUGUGAUUUUUGUAAUAAAACCUUCAAUCGAGGAAGCCAUUUAAUUGUACACAAACGAAUUCACACGGGAGAAAAACCAUUUUCAUGUGAAAUUUGUAAUAAAACCUUCAAUCGAGGCAGUCAUUUAAAAGUACAUACACGUACACAUACCGGGGAAAAACCAUUUUCAUGUGAAAUUUGUGGUAAAUCGUUUUCACAGUCGCAACGUUUAAUUGCCCACAAUCUAAUUCACACGGGUGAAGAACCAUUCUCUUGUGAAAUUUGUGAUAAAAAAUUUCGUCAUCAAAAUAAUUUAAUCGUUCACAAACGAACUCACACGGGAGAAAAACCAUUUUCUUGUGAAAUUUGUAGUAAAGAAUUUUCACAUCAAAAUGUAUUAAAUCGACAUAAAAAAUUGCACACGGGAGUGAAACCAUUUUCGUGUGAUUUCUGUGAUAAGAAAUUUUUACUAGAAAAUCAUUUAAAUGAUCAUCAACGAAUUCAUACUGGUGAGAGACCAUUUUCAUGUGACGUGUGUGAUAAAACAUUUACUCGAAAAACUAUUUUAACUGUUCACAAAAAACGUUAUCACACGAGAGAAGAAUCAUUUUCAUGUGAAGUUUGUGGUAAAAAAUUUAAUCAACUAAGUAGUUUCAAUAAACAUAAACGGACUCACAUCAAAGACGAUCUUAGCAAUGAAGUAUUUGAAGAAGAAAAUGUUCGAAUUAAAGAAGAAAUCGAUUUUGAGCCGGUAUUGAUUAAAGAGGAAAUAUUAGAAGACGAUAAUGAAUGUUGGCGUGGUAGUUUAAUUGUGCAUAAACGAUCUCAUACGGAUGAAAAAUCAUUUUCAUGUGGAUUUUGUGAUAAGAAAUUUUCACAUCCAAGUACUUUAAAGAAACAUCAAAGAAUUCACAACCAAGAAGAUUUUAUGGGUGGGGAUGAAAAUGAUUUUAUUAAGGAAGAAAAAUCUAUGAAAAGUGAACUAAUUGAAGAGGGAAAUGUACAAGAAGAAGUAAAUUUGGAGGAAGUUAUGAUUAAAGAGGAAGCAUUCGAAGAAAAUGACUCCGAACUAGAUGUGAAAAAAACUAAACCACAUUCAUGUGAUUUUUGUGAAAAAAGUUAUAAAAAUCGAAGAAAUUUAAUUGUCCAUCAACGGCUUCAUACCGGUGAAAAACCAUUUUCAUGUGAUGUGUGUGAUAAAAGAUUUUCACUACUUCAAAGUUUAGUUCAACAUAAACGAAUCCAUACGGGUGAAAAACCAUUUUCUUGUGAAAUUUGUGAUAAAAAAUUUACGCAACAAAGUACGUUAAUACAACAUAAACGUAUUCACACGGGAAAAAAACCAUUUUCAUGUGAUUUCUGUGAGAAAGCAUUUGUUCAAGAAAAUAAUUUAAUUGAUCAUUUGAGAGUUCAUACUGAAAUAAUUACGAAAAGUGGACUAAUUGAAGAAGGAAAUGUACAAGAAGAAGUAAAUUUGGAGCAAGUAUUAAUUAAAGAGGAAAUAUUAGGAGACCAGGACACAAUGGAACUUCUGAAAGAUCGAACAACCGAACAAUUAGAAUUUAAACAUCGUACAAAUUUAACAGCUCAUAAACGACUUCAUUCUGGAAAACGAUUAUUUUCCUGUGAAGUUUGUAAUAAAGUUUUUAUCCAAGAAAACAGUUUAAUUGAACAUGAACGGAUUCAUACUGGUGAAAAACCAUUUACCUGUGAAAUCUGUGAUAAAAAUUUUACACAACAAAGUUCUUUAAAUCGGCAUAAAAGAAUUCACAUCAAAGAAGAUUCUAUCGAUGAAGUCUUUCAAGAAGCAAACGAUUUAAUUAAAGAAGAACCAAUUGAGAGUGAUGAAAACCUUGAAAACUACGUUUGCAGGGACAAUCAGAGAUGGCAUUGGAUUGCAUGCGAUAAAAAUUAA